GUUCUCUCUUCCAGCUCCUUCUUCCAGGUCUUUAGGCUGUUUACGAGUAAAGGAGUCUCUUGCUCAGACUCGCAGUUGGACAGCGGCAGCGACAGGGACAGCUGCAAACCAGAGUGGACAGAGAAAAACAGAGACUCCAGCUAUAGCCCAGGAAUAAUUGACUUACUUGGAAUUGCUUCUCCGCUAACUUCUGUUCGCUGCUGGUGAUUAAGGCGCCCGCCAGACUAAACAAGUACAUCAACUGUGUGGCUUGCUGAAGAUGUUCGAACCAGUGACUUCGUCUGAGAGGGGAGAACUCCCAGUUUAAGCUGCCCCAUCUCUCCAUCGCCCUAACUCUCUAGAAGUGAGAAGAGGACAAAAACAAGGAAGAGGGAAGGGGGAGGCCCGUACCUCACACUCCUGCCCAGCUCACCACCUCCGCGGUAUGGAUGGAUUCACACACAGCAGCCCCCUACCCCAUGGUCACGCUGACUUUAACAACCAGAGCAACAACACUACCUCCAGUGACUCGCCCUAUGAUAGGGACAAUAGUACUGAUUUCUCAGACGUGACCUUCGGCUACCAGGUAGUCACCUCGGUGCUGCUCGGCUCCCUGAUCCUCUGCGCGGUGAUAGGCAAUGCCUGUGUGGUGGCCGCAAUUGUCCUGGAGCGCUCCCUGCAGAACGUGGCUAACUAUCUCAUCGGCUCUCUGGCCGUCACCGACCUGAUGGUUUCCGUGCUAGUUUUGCCCAUGGCUGCUCUCUACCAGGUCCUCAACAAGUGGACCCUGGGCCAGGUGACCUGCGAUAUUUUUAUCUCCCUGGAUGUACUCUGCUGCACGUCGUCCAUCCUGCAUUUGUGUGCCAUUGCCCUGGACAGGUACUGGGCCAUCACCGACCCCAUUGACUAUGUAAAUAAGAGGACCCCCCGGAGAGCUGCCGUCCUUAUCAGCCUCACUUGGCUCAUAGGCUUUCUGAUUUCCAUCCCACCCAUGUUGGGUUGGCGGACCCCAGAAGACCGCUCGAACCCCGACGCUUGCACCAUCAGCAAAGACCACGGCUAUACCAUUUACUCCACAUUUGGCGCCUUCUACAUCCCCCUCCUGCUGAUGCUCGUGCUGUACGGGCGGAUCUUCAAAGCUGCCCGGUUUCGAAUCCGUAAGACAGUCAAGAAGGCAGAGAAGUCCGGGGACAGCUGCUUCAGCACUUCCCCGGCUCCCCCACCCAAAAAAAGCAUCAAUGGGGAACCCAGGGGCAAGAACUGGAGGCGCGGGGCGGAGCCCAAGACUGUGGGGGCGCCCUGCGUCAAUGGGGCUGUGAGGCAGGGUGAGGAUCGCGCCGCCCUGGAGGUAAUUGAGAUCCACCACUAUAGCAACUCCAAGGAGCACCUAACGCUCCCCAGUGACGCUGGUGGAGUCCCCAGCACCACCUCCUUCGAGAAGAAGAACGAAAGGAAUGCAGAAGCCAAGAGAAAGAUGGCCUUGGCCCGGGAGAGGAAGACUGUCAAGACGUUGGGCAUCAUAAUGGGUACAUUUAUCCUCUGUUGGCUACCAUUCUUCAUCGUGGCCCUGGUCCUGCCCUUCUGCGAGAGUAGCUGCCACAUGCCCGACUCGCUGGGUGCGAUAAUCAACUGGCUCGGUUACUCCAAUUCCCUGCUCAACCCUGUCAUCUAUGCCUACUUCAACAAAGAUUUCCAAAGUGCUUUCAAGAAGAUCGUCAGGUGCAAAUUCUGCCGGCAGUGAUACCUUGCGGGCUGGUUGCAGGUUGCACAAUCCGACCCCUCUCCAUGCUCACCUUCACCUUCACCUCACUUCCUGAUAAGCCACUCACUAUUAAAUUCAGCUUGCCUCUUUUCUCCUAAACCUCCAUGUCGCCACUGCCUCUGCCUUUGGGGUUCCAGUCCUCUUUAGUCAAUGCAACCCAAUGCUAGAGGGAAAGGAGGAUUAUUUGCACGUAACGGAGGCGCAAUGGAGGAAAGAGGGUCGAGAUUGGGGACGAGCGCUCCUCACCAAUGAAGUUUAUUUGGGGAACAAAGUUGGUUACGACUUUCUCCCUUGCACAUAACUGAGACUCCCUAAAUCUGGGCAGUCGCCAAGUUCUUGAUCAGUUUCCUUUCUCCCAGGACAGAACUGAAAACAAAGCUGCCACCCACAGUCGUCAGUCAUAGCGGGGUUGCGCUGGGUGUUAUUGAGUUCAAGAACUUUAAGUUGCGGGGUACCUAGUCUGUUUAUUCCCUUCACGCUCUGCCUGCACCAAGCCUAAGUCAUUCCGCUGGCCUUGUCUCCUUCCAUUCCCAUCCACUUUCUUUCUCCUCCAGGUGUACUAAAAUUAGCAAGGCUGCAGGGCUUUCAGAAAACUUUGCUAGUUGUGGAAACCGAAUUUCUAGCAUUCCCCAGAGUGAAGAAAAGCAGCCUAUGCAUAACACCUGCUUGUUUUGCUUUCCCUGACCAUCUCCUCCAACCUAGGGGAGAGUGGAAAGAUUACAGAAGAAAAUUAGCCGUGAAAGGAAGUCUGUAAGUAUUGGAGGCCUCCUCGAAAGGGGCUGGAGAGCUUUGGGGGUACUGGGAAAGUUUGCAUCGGGCUGGGGAUAUGAAGCAGCCUCGGUAUUUUGCCUCACCAAAAAAGGAGGGAGCUUCCGAUGGACAAAAAGUCAUUUAUCAGAAUCUCUUAACAAUUUGCUUCUCAACUUCUGUACAGUGGGAAGCACCAGCUGUUCCAUCACAAGCCACUGAUAACCAGAAAAUCAAUACAACACUGUAGAUAAUAACACCCCAGCCCUGACCUCUGCUAGGGGCCAAGGAGACUGAUCUCUCGAACUCCUCAGAUAGAGUCAAAUUGCCUCCUUCUCUCCUGUAUAAGUCUCCCUCCACGGAUGCAUGGGGACAUGCAUGCUUUUAUUAGAGAGCAGGAACAACUUUUAGGGCUUUCCAAGGACCACUGCACUGUUUGACUGUUAAUGUCUGAAAGUCCCAGCCUGCAAUUUUGGUGUUUAAGUAAAGGAAACCACGGAGAGUAAGUAGCUAAGGCUGUUGGAGAGGGAAUGAUGCAUUCUUUGCUCUGAGAGCCACUGGUGACCAAGACUAAACAGAGGGGGCAGAGAGGGGGGCGGGGUCUCCCUGGGUCUUGAGUACGCUGGUUCUUGUUAAACUGACAAGCUCAUCUAACAACCAAACAUGCAGGUUCUGAAGGUAUCUUCUCGUUUUCUGGAAAAUUAACAGACUUGGGCUUCAGCCCUCAUGAAAACAGCAAUCUACUCCCAAUGAGAUACUGUUUGUCUUUCCCGCCCACUCCUCCUCCCCCUAUCCCCAGUGGUGGGAAUAUCCAGGUUUCAAAUCUGGGAAUAUAGAGCUCUAUCUUGCAAAAUGGCACGAAAAGACAUCUCUUUGUGGCCUCAGUGGAACAUCUUAAAUCUCAUAGGGGCUGCUGGGAUCUGUUAGGCAGAUUCCACCGCAUUGUGCCUCUGAAUGUUGUUAUAUACAGGGUAUGUUACCUGAUCCAGGGUGGGUCCCAUAUCUAACAGGACUGCAGGUUUUGCACGAAUGCGGUUGUUGGAUUAGUGGAAGUCUUUGGACAAAGGAGCUUCGGUCCCCUACGGCAAUUAUUCUUCCAGUUGCUACACCCCUAUCCCUGUUGAGAGACCUGUUGUAAUCUCUCCUGCCCAAGCCAAUGAAAUGUUAUACCCUUGUGCUACAGGUGGAUGCAUAUUUUCAAUCAUUUGACACCGAUUAGCUUAACUGACACUGAGAUGUACCAAUUUACAUCCAGCCUCCCAAUUUUCAUUAGGACUAGCUAUUUAAAUUCACAGUGUUGGUAGAGAAUUAUUGAUCUUUAUUCUCUUUCCUUCCCCUCCUUUCCCCCAACCCCCCCUUUUCCCCCUUAACUGAGUUUUACCUUUUGGGGUGUUUUGAGCAUAUUGUUUUGAGAACAGUGUUGUAUUUUCAAGUUGCAGAAGUUGUCAAAGAAAGUGCACUUGUCUAAGUAUUCAAAGAAUUGAAAAAGCAGCCCUAUUAUCAAAUUCCAGUUGACAAACCCACAAAACGGUUCUGCGGUUUAACCUAUAAAAUAAAUGAAGAGCAUCUUCUGUGAAAAGGGGGGAGGCCUGAGCAUAUGAACUUGGAGAGAUUGAGUUUUAACUCUCUAGGUAAUUAUGAAUUGUAUCAGUAUGUUUCAGUAGCAAAGAGGGAGAGGCAGCCUGGAGGGUGAGGGAGGAGAAGAAUAGAAAUGUCCAGUCCAACUUUUAUUAAUUUGGAAAGUUUAAUUUCAUUAUUUAGUCACCAUGAAUGAAAGAGAAUUAGAUGGGAGGAUAACCUCAACAAUCCCUCCCCUUCUAUUGCUGUUGGUUUUCAUAAAAUUCAUGGUAAAAAUGUCUUCAAAUCAAUCAUAGGUUAAUGUGUGGACUGGGAAGGAUUUUGGAGAUUAUCUAGUUUAACCCCUUCAUUUUACAGGUGAACAAACUUAAGCAAGUAGAUUUCAGUGACUUGCCCAAGGUCACAUGCCCUAAUUGGGUAGAACCACACCUGGAGCCCAGGCCAUUUGCCUCGUAGUUCCAAUACUUGAAUAAUUAAAAAUCAAACCCUUUUCCCCCCAUAGAAAUAAAACCUGUACUAAUAUUUCUCCCACACAUAUUGAAGCUUAGUUCCUGAAACUGAGUACUAGAAUUGGAGAAGUUUGGUUUUAUUUUUGGAAAGUUUUUUUUCUCCCACUUCUUAACAUUCAUAAGAAGGUAAAAAUAAAACACAAUUGUUAAGGGCUGCACAAAUCCAAUAGCAUUUGGUUUUGAAGAAUAUAGUGGGUUGAACAUAAAAAUCAUAUUAUUAUUGAUAAAAAUAAACAGGUUAUAACUCUUAAGAGCACUGGAAUUUUUUGUGACUGUAUUCAGGUAAAGUAUUUCUGCAUUAAA
Messenger RNA from Dromiciops gliroides (monito del monte), 4878 nucleotides. RefSeq names its product 5-hydroxytryptamine receptor 1A (gene HTR1A). The transcript has a single exon. Gene Ontology annotation, cellular component: plasma membrane. The record is from RefSeq and is a predicted model, not a curated record. Gene Ontology annotation, biological process: regulation of hormone secretion; regulation of vasoconstriction; regulation of behavior. Gene Ontology annotation, molecular function: G protein-coupled serotonin receptor activity. The coding region runs from base 425 to 1720 and encodes 431 amino acids. Lineage: Eukaryota; Metazoa; Chordata; Mammalia; Microbiotheria; Microbiotheriidae.